Messenger RNA from Oncorhynchus tshawytscha (Chinook salmon), 2124 nucleotides. RefSeq names its product zinc finger protein OZF-like. Lineage: Eukaryota; Metazoa; Chordata; Actinopteri; Salmoniformes; Salmonidae. Bases 291 to 1661 code for a protein of 456 amino acids. The record is from RefSeq and is a predicted model, not a curated record. The transcript has 2 exons.
GUUCAGGAGACGCUGCCAGUGUGACGUAUAAUCUAGUGGACGGGACGCUUCUUCUACAACAACAGCUAGUCAGACACCUCCGUAGCUUUCUAGCAAACAUAGCUACAACAUUCACGCUCUUUACACGGUUUUUUGUGUAUUUUAGUUCCUGUGUGUGAAAACACACUUCUGUCGUAUGUACUUAUUGGCCCAUUUAAUUAUAUAUUGACGUUGUUUGUCAGCUAGCUGGUUUGCUAAAUUAGCUUAGAACUAGGCUAGUCGCUAAUGCUAGCUAGCUAACAUCUCCGACCAUGAGUUCACUAAGCAACUCUUCUCCUGAUAAAGAUGAGGAGGUCGGCUGGACGGAGAGAGAAACUCUCGUGAAAGAGGAAAAGGAGGAUGUCACAGUACAAAAACCAGUAGAGGGUGAGGCUGUUACCGUGAAAGAAGAAGAGAAAGACGUUUCAGUGAAAGAAGAGGAAUACUCGUUCAGAGUGAAAGAGGAGGAGGAUGUUACAGUAAAAGAAGAGGAGAAAGAGGAGGAUGCAGUUUUUGGAGUGAAGGAGGGGAACAUGACUGUCACAUUGAAAGAGGAGAAGGAAGAGGAGUUUGGAGAUCUGUUUAACACCAGAGAGAGACGACACUAUCGUGGAUCCUGUGGCUCCUCUCGGGAGCCUCAACAACAUCAUGAUGCUGACGAGGCAGAGAAGAGUCUCUCCACAUCAGAACACCUCAAGAAACACCAGCAGAAACCCACAGGAAAGAAAUCUCACUGCUGCUCUGACUGUGGGAAAUGUUGCAAAUCUUCAUCGGAACUUAAAAUACACCAGCGAGUACACGCAGGAGAGAAAUCUCACCACUGUUUUUACUGUGGGAAGAGUUACUCAUGUUCAGAUUCACUAAAAGUACACCAGAGAAUUCACACAGGAGAGAAACCUUAUAGCUGUGAUCAAUGUGGGAAGAGUUUUACUCAGUCAGGCUGUCUGGUAGUGCACCAGAGAACACACACAGGAGAGAAACCUAACCACUGCUCUGACUGUGGGAAAAGUUUCUCAAGAUUAGAUUCACUAAAAGUACACCAAAGAAUUCACACGGGAGAGAAAAAUUUCCGCUGCUCUUACUGUGGGAAACAUUACUCAAGGUUAAAUUCACUACAAGGACACCUGAGAAUUCACACUGGAGAGAAAUCUUAUAGCUGUGAUCAAUGUGGGAAGAGUUUUGCUCAGUCAGGCAACCUGCUAGUGCACCAGAGAACACACACAGGAGAUAAACCUUAUGGCUGUGAUCAAUGUGGGAAGAGUUUUACUCAGUCAGGCAGCCUGAAAUCACACCAGAGAAUACACACUGGAGAGAAACCUUAUGGCUGUGAUCAAUGUGGGAAGUGUUUUACUCAGUCAGGCAGCCUGAUAGUGCACCAAAGAGCACACACCGGAGAGAAACCUUAUGGCUGUGAUCAAUGUGGGAAGAGGUUUGUUGCAUCUAACUAUCUGACUACACAUCAGCGAACACACACAGAGCAAUCUUAUAGCUGUAAUCAAUGUGGGAAGAGUUUUACUCAGCCAAACACUCUGAUAGUACAUCUGAGAACACACACAGGAGAGAAACCUCAUGGCUGUGAUCAAUGUGGGAAGAGAUACUCUGAUAAAAGAUCUCUGAUAAAACAUCAGACAAUACAUACAUGAACGAGUUGUUUCAUGAUAUCAAUUAAAUAAUUUCACAAUGUAGAAUGUUUUAACAUUGUAGUAGGAGUAUGUUAAUGAUGUCACAAUGUAGAACCCUAAAUGUUUGCCCCCUGUUCUAUUGAUUUCAACAUGAUAUGGCUAUUAACCUCAGGGGGAAAAUCCAGGCUCUGAAAUGAAUGAGUACUAUUUAUAUGAUUUAACAAAGUGAGUAACAAAAAGAGUUGUGUUAUACUUACCACAUUAGUGACCCACUUGAAUCAAAAUGCAGCACUUAAAUGUAGCAAGCUCUUUUCUAAAAAUUGUCCUCUAACCAGUGAUGUACACAUUAUUCACUGAUUCUGUGUGGUUUCUGAGCUGUUAAAAUUAACAUGAUGUCCCCCCUCUCUUGUGCAAUAUGAGUGAUGACAAAUACGUGUUGUGUUUCUCUUAGUGUUAGGGACCCAUAAACUCAAAAUGUAGCUGA